AUGGACUUUGAGGAAAUUAUGGAAGAACUUUCUCCUGAAACUAAAGAAACCAUUAUUAUGGGAGAUUUAAAUUGUGAUAUGUCCAGUAAGAGAUUAAAUCAACUUAUCAAAUCAUCUACACAGAUUACAGAUCGCACAUCUAGCCUUAUAGACCUAGCAUUGACCAAUGACAGUGAAAAGGUUGUUUCAUCUGGCAUUUUAACGUGUUCAAUUUCAGACCAUUCGCUAAUUUUUAUUAUUAGACAAGCUAGAAGGCCAAGAGCCAGUUGUAAAAAUAUUCACUAUAGAAAUUUUAAAACAUUACAAGCCUCGUGAUUUUAUUGUAGACCUUCAAGCUGCGUCUUGGGACAUGAUUAACACCUCCCUUGCUAUAGAGGAUGUGUGGCUUGCAUUUAAAAACACUGUACUUUCACUAAUGGACAAACAUGCACCUAUUUGUUCUAAAAGAGUCUGUCAUGCCAUGCUGCCUUGGAUUACUGCUGAAAUUAGAAUAUCAAUCAAGAACAGAGAUUAUCAUCACAAAAGAGCUCAGAAAACUGGUUUACAAUCGGAGUGA
Messenger RNA from Paramuricea clavata, 556 nucleotides. The record is from the annotation of a GenBank genome assembly. NCBI's taxonomy places the organism in Eukaryota, Metazoa, Cnidaria, Anthozoa, Malacalcyonacea, Plexauridae.